AUGUGCGGCUCACUGGUGAGAAAGAAACGAAAGAAGAGGAGCUGUGUUGAUCACGAACAGGGUCAUAUCAUAGGUGAGGGCUCCGAUCACGGCCGCCGGCCACCUCAGGCCACGCGAGGGGAGGGCGAGCAUGCGAAGCUCGGUGGUUGUGCGGCGGUUGCGGAUGAAGGAGAUAUGGAGAGGUCAGGUAAAGGCUCCUCCCGCUCCCUUUCACCCGCUACGCACGCACGUUGCGUACGGUUCCCCAAAUUGGCAGGCAGCGACCGCGAGCGCGAGCGCGACGGCAACAAAUCAACGAUUCCCAACGGGGCGGCUGUUGGCUCCACGCCUCCACCCCCCCGCCCGCGCCGAAACUUCUCCCGCGUGCCCAGGAAGGCCGGUGCGAAGCCCACGCCCGCGCGCCAUGUCGCCGUCGCGCCCCCUGCCCCGCGCGCGCGCGCGCGCCCACGCAACCAAAAUCCAACGACGACGGCGUCUGAGAAUCUCAGCUCGCUCAUCGCCCGUCGCCCGUGCUAUAAAAGCGAGCGCUUCGGCGCGCAUCUGACUACAGUUACUCGCAGCUGGCCCCCCGGUUGGCGGCCCAUGCACAUGGCGCUGUCGUCCCGCAGCUCGUUCGCCGCCGCCGACGUCCUCCUCCCAGCAGCCAUGGCGUAUCGUCAGCCGUGCAGCGGCGGCGGCGGCGGCCCUGCUACCUCCAGCUACUUCGGUUCUCGGCCCGCGGCCCCUUUUUUCCCGUUCGGUACGGCGGCGCAGCUGGACGUCUUCGAGUGCCUGUCGGACGAAGGCGGCGCCGUCCCGGCACCACCGGCAGCUGUACCUGGUGCGUUCGCGACGCCGCCGCCGCCGCUGCCGCUUAUGCCGGCCGAGCGCGUCGUCCCGGACGCUGCUGCAGGCUAUAGUAGUCAUGCUAGGAGUGCGGCGGCGGCGGCGGCGGGUGAGGGGCCGCCGAGGAGGACGGACAGAAUUGCGUUCCGGGUGAGGUCGGACGACGAGGAGGUACUCGAUGACGGCUACAAAUGGAGGAAGUACGGCAAGAAGUCCGUCAAGAACAGCCCGAAUCCGAGGAACUACUACCGGUGCUCGACGGAGGGCUGCAGCGUCAAGAAAAGGGUAGAGCGAGACAAGGACGACCAGAGAUAUGUGGUGACCAUGUACGAGGGAGUGCACAACCAUGUGAGUCCUGGUACCAUCUAUUACGCCACCCAGGACGCCGCCUCCGGACGCUUCUUCGUCGCCGGGAUGCAUCAGCCAGGCCACUGAUCAACCAACCAGAGAUCAGAGCAUGUUAUUAAGUAAUUAUUAGUGUAAGAGAUAGAUACACACUGCACACUGACUAUCUUUAGGGUAGAGACAAACCUACUCAAGAUAUAUAGAAACUGACGUGACAUGUCGCUUAUAGCUUGUCAUAUCUCUCUCUAUCGGUCCCUUCUGGUUUAACGUGGGGCUAGAUGAUUUUGUGCUGCUACUAGGAGGCUAAUUUUAAGAGGAAAAUGGUAUAUGUGUUCAUUUGAAAUGUGCUACAAAACAAAUGCAAUUUUCACUUU
Molecule: messenger RNA, 1544 nt
Organism: Sorghum bicolor (sorghum)
Lineage: Eukaryota; Viridiplantae; Streptophyta; Magnoliopsida; Poales; Poaceae
Exons: 4
Coding region: 1-1260 (419 amino acids)
Biological process (GO): regulation of DNA-templated transcription
Molecular function (GO): DNA-binding transcription factor activity; sequence-specific DNA binding
Source: RefSeq, a predicted model, not a curated record